CAAAAUGCGGAACUUACGCAAUUUUGUGCAUCAACGGCUAAUUUAAUAUAGAGAGGUUUCUGUUGUUGAAAUUAAUCGACAUUGACUCCUCUGCACAACAGGUUGUUGAUUUGACAUCAGAGCUUGCACUGCACCUGAAUUUCAAGUCCCCUUAUAGAAUUUGCUCGAGCAAGUAGACAAUGGAUCUCUUCUCCAGCUUGAAGAGCUUCUUCAAAACCGACAGCACUACCAUCGACAAUAAUGUCUUUAGGCUUCAUUACAAAGCAACGAGUACCGUACUUGUAGCGUUCAGCAUCCUCGUCACCGCCAGACAGUAUAUCGGAGAUCCCAUCGACUGCGUGCCCAACAGUAACAUACCACCAAAUCUCCUCGAUACCUUUUGUUGGGUGCAUUCUACUUUCAGCGUUCCUUCUUCCUGGAAUAAAGAAGUGGGUGUGGCUGUGCCUUACCCUGGCGUGGACAACAGCGUAGACCAUAAAGACCGUAAAUACCAUGCCUAUUAUCAAUGGGUAUGCUUCGUGCUUUUCCUUCAAGCCAUUCUGUUCUAUAUUCCAAGAUAUUUCUGGAAGGUGUGCGAAGGCAGUCGCAUGAAAAACUUGAUACUUGGUCUUAAUACCCCCUGUCUAGACAAAGAGGUAAAGGACAAAAGCAAGAUGCUUCUCGUGGACUACAUAAUAGCUAAUCUUCACAACCAUAACGUAUAUUUCACAAGUUACGUAUUUUGUGAAGUUAUGAAUUUCGUCAAUGUGAUUGGUCAGAUUUACCUCAUCGACACGUUCCUGGACGGGGAAUUCACCAAAUAUGGACUGAAAGUUAUCCAGUUUACGGGAUGGGAGGGUGCAUUUCGUUAUGAUCCUAUGAUCCACGUAUUUCCUCGAGUUACAAAAUGCUUGUUCUACGUAUAUGGUACAGGUGGGAGCGUUGAGAAGAAAGAUACCAUGUGCAUCCUUCCCAUCAAUAUCAUCAACGAAAAGAUUUACAUCUUCAUCUGGUUUUGGUUCAUCAUCCUAGCCGUUCUUUCGGCACUGGUGUUAGUUUACAGACUCGUUUUGGUCUUUUGGCCGAAUAGUCGCUUCAUGGUGACCACCUGCAGAGCUCGCCUUGUGAAGCAUGACCACUUGAGGUUGGUUCUGUCCAGGGCCAGUCUUGGAGAUUGGUUUAUACUGGACAUGCUCUCGAAGAAUGUAGAUUCCAUGUAUUACAAAGAAAUCAUCGUCGAUUUGGCAGAUAGGCUGGAUGGCAAAGGAAAACAUGGGAAUUUGCAGUCGUUGAUUGUUCAAUGAAAAUUUUAUUAGACUGCAACAAAAUUUAAUUUGUUGAUUUCCUGUUAUAUAUAAUGUUCCAAACUACGCAUUUACAACUAUUAAUAAUGCAUUCUUUAUACGA
Messenger RNA from Argiope bruennichi, 1386 nucleotides. Its product is annotated as innexin inx2-like. Lineage: Eukaryota; Metazoa; Arthropoda; Arachnida; Araneae; Araneidae. The record is from RefSeq and is a predicted model, not a curated record. Gene Ontology annotation, biological process: phototransduction. The transcript is spliced from 2 exons. Bases 180 to 1283 code for a protein of 367 amino acids. Gene Ontology annotation, cellular component: gap junction; plasma membrane. Gene Ontology annotation, molecular function: gap junction channel activity.